GGCUCCCCGUCCUUUCUCUCGUUCAUUCAUUCUUUCACUCGUUGAUUCAUUCGUUCAGUGGUCCCGGCAACCGGCAUUCGGGGAAGUGUCAGGACCCGGUGCGCUAGGGGGCCCCCAGAGCCGGGUGGAGGCCGGGCGAGGGUCCAGACACCCAGACACCCAGACACCCAGACACCCCAGUGCAGCGGCACGGGAAAAGCAGUGCUGCUCUAUCGAGCCGCGGGCAUCGGAGUCCUAGCCGGAGUCACGGCGCGCGUGCCGGGCAUGUGGCGGGGUCUGGACUGUGGGAACGUCCGCCGGCCUCGUUGACCUUGACCCGCACAAAUCCCACAGUCCCGGCGUCGAGCCCAGCAGAGGGCACUCACCACGCGCGCUCCUCAUUUCCUCUCCCCCUUGAUUCAUCCCUUCCUCGCUUCACCCACCUCUUUCCCUGUCCUCCCUUGUGCUUCCUGCUCCCCGGCUGGCCUUGGACCCGCUCCCCAGGCAGGUCUACGGGUGACUGUCAGCGUGGCCCGGCGGCCGCUGGGGAUUUUGCCAGUAGGGUGCCUGUUUAAAGGCUGCUGCCCACACAUCUGCUACGCAGGAAAGCCUUCUCCUGAGAAAUCUGCAGCGCUGACAACCACUGCACUCCUCAGUGGUUGCCCUCUGCCCGCCACCCCAUUAUUCUCUGCCUUUGUCCCUCCAACCCCACUCCACCCCACCACCCAGUCUUACCCAGAUCCACAACAUUUUCUCCCUUCACACAGCACUCAGUGUAAGUCCAGCUCUUUCUGCUGACCUGCAUUUCAGCUGCUUGUCGGACUUCUUUGUGGGUGUCCAGUAGGCAUGUCUUGAAUUGUGUGGUCCUUUCCCUGCUCAUCCAUCCAUCCAUCCAUCCGUCCGUCCAUCCAUCCAUCAUCCAUCCCCAGGUCCUCCGAGGGCCUGCCCUGGCUCAGCCCUGGAGGGCUGCAGUAACAGGACAGACUCGGUCAUGGCCUUUGAGACCAGGUGGUCAUUUUAAAGAAGGUGCCCCGAGAUUCUAUCACACAGGACCCUGCUCUGGGCCAUCAGGAAAGGCCUGAGGGUGGCCAGGACUGAGGGUGGGGGGAGGUCCCUUUAGCACCAGCACGGGAUAAACAGUGCAGGUGUUCCCCACCUGCCGUCCUCCUCCAGUCAGGGACCUGAGCUGGCCCUGCUGCCUUUGCCUCUUACCUGGGCAUCUUUCCUGACGAGCUUCAGAAGACACCGCUUUGUGCAGGUGACUUUGGCACCAAGAUGCCUGACUGAGUCCAACAUCUUUAGCCUGACCUUCAAGGCCUGUCAUACCCUAUAUUACGCCUCCCUUCUCAGCAUCAACUCAGCCAAGGGGCUGCUGGCCUGGUUUUCUGCGCCUUCACCCCUAAGGACUGAGAUACGCUCCCCUCGGAAGCACUGGGUCCCUGUGGUAGCCAUUAGGGGACGGGGGAGAGUGGUUGCCAAUGGCAAAUAAUCUAAAAAUGUUUCUCCUUCAGGUGGUUUAAUAGAAGUCUGCUUCCCCCCAGUGAGAAUUCAUGUUGCAAAAGGUCACUGGCUUAUUGAACAGUAGGUCACAAGGUCAUAUCCCACUGGAGAGGCUGGAAUAUUAAUCAGGCCUAAAGGGUAGGUGGCAUUUUGGCCCCACCAGUGCCUGGUCAGUGGCACCUUGGGCCAGCGGGGCACAGCUGCCUGGCCUCUCCCAGCUCUGCAUUUUACUAAUGGAUCCAGGCUUGGGCAUAUUACUUAAUGCCAGUUUCCUCACCUGUACAACUGGCAUCAUGAUAGUCUUCCUCCCGGCAUCAUCAUGGCAAGUCAGACAUCUGUUGAAUUAGGUUUGGGGCCUUGUCUCUAGAGUCCAAAUGAGUUAUUUACAAUCAUCCCCACCCCAAGAAAGCUGAUUCUGCAUCCCGGCGAGCUUAGAUGACUUAGCCCAGGGCCACGCUGGCCCUGCCGGGGCGGGGGGUGGGGGUGGUGGGGAGAUGGCAGGUGGGUCCUGCACAGUGGCCCCCUGGGGGCAGCGUCAUCCUGCUCAGCCAUGCCUCUCCUCUGCCUUCUCUGUCCUGUGGCAGCUUCCUCUUCGCUGCACCCAGCGGAUGUUUGCCUCGCAGACUGACGGGGAGCUCAAAGUAACCCAAAUCCUCAAAGAAAGCUUUCCUCGAGCUACAACUAUCAAAGUCACUGACAUUUCAGGAGGCUGUGGGGCGAUGUAUGAAAUCCAAAUCGAGUCAGAAGAAUUUAAGGAGAAGAGGACUGUCCAGCAGCACCAGAUGGUAAAUCAGGCCCUAAAGGAAGAAAUCAAAGGAAUGCACGGAUUGCGGAUAUUUACCUCUGUCCCCAAACACUGACCACACCCCGGCUGCAUAGAUGCUGCUGCUUAAAACCUUGGAUGAACUUGACUAUUCUUUCCUAGGCAUUUGCCAAAAAAUUUAUCUAUUUUGUUCAUAGACAUUUCCAUGUUAUAAUUAUAGAAGAAUAAUGUUAUCUAUUUAGAUGUUAAUUAAAGGCAACAGAUAACUGAG
This is a messenger RNA of Myotis lucifugus (little brown bat), 2513 nucleotides long. It is a transcript of the gene BOLA3, whose product is annotated as bolA family member 3. The coding region runs from base 1974 to 2339 and encodes 121 amino acids. The record is from RefSeq and is a predicted model, not a curated record. The transcript is spliced from 3 exons. Lineage: Eukaryota; Metazoa; Chordata; Mammalia; Chiroptera; Vespertilionidae.